UCAUAAAUUAGAUUUGACAGAUGAAAAAGAGGUAUUUCAGACAGUAUCAAAGUUCAAACCUGAUGUUAUUAUUCACUGUGCUGCUGAGAGACGACCUGAUAUUGUAGAAAAUAAUGAAGAAGCUUCUUAUAAACUGAAUGUCGAAGCCACAAUGGCAUUGUGUAAGGCUGCAGUGGAAUCCUCUUCUUGGCUUUUGUAUAUUAGCACUGACUAUGUAUUUGAUGGCACCAGUCCUCCAUACAACGUUACUGAUGCACCGAAUCCGCUGAACAAAUAUGGCCUUUCUAAACUGCAGGGUGAAAAAGCUGUACAGAGCAUUAGCUCAGACUUUGCUAUCUUGAGAGUCCCACUUCUUUACGGUCAAGUGGAAUUCUUAGAAGAAAGUGCUGUAACAAUCUUACUAAAAAGUAUUUUGAAUUCUGGUGUUACUUUGCACUCUUCUCAUUACGAGCGACGUUACCCGACCCACUGUGAUGACUUGGCUUCUCUGAUUAUGCUAAUAUCAGAAAAAAAGUGUUUCCAGCAAGAGAAAAUAUCUGGUGUGUUCCACUGGAGUGGGAAUGAUAACAUGACCAAAUAUGAUAUGAUGAUUGCAAUGGCUGACAUUUUUGGUUUGGACAUGUCACAUAUUGUUGCUGAUGAUAAAAGUAAUCCAGGCACAAAGCGCCCCUAUAAUGCUCAUCUUUCUUCUGAACGUCUUGAAAAUCUUGGGAUUAAAGUUGACAGAACACCAUUCAGAAAUGGAAUAAAAGAUGUUCUAUGUCCUUUUGUUUCAUCAUAGUGUGUGUUUGCUUCUUAAGAAUUUUGGUUAUAAUAUUGUUUUGGUUCUUAAUUCAAUAUAGAACUUCAAAUUCUAAUUAUUUGUUUGAACUUUAUGAAAUGAACUACAUUAAGAACUUACAAUAAAUAUAUUUCUUAUUAUAAAAAGUUUUAUUGAAAUUUGUUUCCAAAUUUCGUUUGAAAAGGAUAUUAUUUUUAUAAUGUUAAUUUUACUGUGGGAAAGGGAUAAUAUUAUACAAGCUAUGAGGGUAACAAAGAUGAAUGAAUAUUAUUUCAAAAGUGAAAUAAAACUUAUCAAAUAUU
Octopus bimaculoides (California two-spot octopus) is the source of this 1083-nucleotide messenger RNA. RefSeq names its product methionine adenosyltransferase 2 subunit beta. NCBI's taxonomy places the organism in Eukaryota, Metazoa, Mollusca, Cephalopoda, Octopoda, Octopodidae. The record is from RefSeq and is a predicted model, not a curated record.